AUGGCAAUAUCAAACUUUCUAAACCCGGAGGAAGAGAAGGAUAUACAAGAUGGGAUGGAGGAAUUGGGACCAGAAGAGGUUUUAAGUGAGGUCUUAGAGGAGCAUCUAGGCCAAGGCAGUACCCAAGAUGAUGACGAAGAGCAGGAGCCGCUAGAGCAGCCUUCGGAUGCGAAUCGCCGGGAUUUCGCAAUCCACCGCGAAGACAGACGCCGCGCAGGCGGACGCUCGAUGGAAAUGAAAGUGAUAAUUUCCGACUACAAAGAGAUCAACGAUACGCCAUCGAACCCACUAUGA
Molecule: messenger RNA, 294 nt
Organism: Pseudogymnoascus destructans
Lineage: Eukaryota; Fungi; Ascomycota; Leotiomycetes; Thelebolales; Thelebolaceae
Exons: 2
Coding region: 1-294 (97 amino acids)
Source: RefSeq, a predicted model, not a curated record